CAUAUGUCCCACUAAUCGAGUAUUAUCUAGAAUGUCAGCUGGGAGGGAUUAUAAGUUACCUCACCUCAGUCGGCCUCUGACAAAAGCACAUUCACAGUCUGCCAUCUCAGUCUAUGAGCAGACGGACCUGUGGAGAAACCGUACCACCGGCAGACCAUCACACUCACAUUGGGACAGCUUCAUCGAGCUCUACUGGAGCAGAGACGCAAGAAUGGCUCUCAUGAAAAGUGGAUAUCUAUGGCGACAAAGUUCAGUCCUGCAUCGCUGGAAAAAGAGUUGGGUCGACAUCUGGAUGGAUGGAAAUCUGGUCUACUACCAGGAUGAGAGCCGCAAGGACUAUGAAGGCCGCAUCCACUUAAAGCAGAAAUGUACUGCAGUGAGAGUGGGCCAGGAAUGUGCAGAUGUGCAGCCACCGGAGGGGAUGACAAGGGACUGUUUGCUGAUGGUCUGCGUUAAAGGGGGAUGCAACCUCACGCUCUGUGCCAACAGUGCCGAUGAAGCUCUGGCCUGGAAGUUGACCCUACAGGAGGCCAGAAAAAACCCGGUAUAUGUAUAUGACCCCUAUGAAGACUCGUACCACACUGUACCUCUGGAUGGCCACAAUGCAGUCUACAUUAGCCCAGGACAUGGCUACCUAGGGCCACACCAUGUUGUUGUGCACCAGGAGCCAUGCUUUAGUAUGGGAGAACAGGUGGCACUUGGCAUGCUGGCAGGAAUGGCAACAGGUGCAGCUCUACGUUCUCUCAUGUGGAUGCCCUUCUGGAUCUGAGGAUGCAGCACUUAUUACUGCAGUCAUUUUUAAAAUGAAACAGGCAUCCAGAUUCACAGCACAUGUCCAUUUCCUCCACUAUGUGCAUCUUACUAUUCGACUGGCUACCUGUCUACUUGGUUAAUAUACAUGUCCACCACAUUGUGACCAUUUUUCCCAA
Messenger RNA from Erpetoichthys calabaricus (reedfish), 929 nucleotides. It is a transcript of the gene plekhb1, whose product is annotated as pleckstrin homology domain containing B1. Gene Ontology annotation, biological process: regulation of cell differentiation. Gene Ontology annotation, cellular component: membrane. The transcript has 6 exons. NCBI's taxonomy places the organism in Eukaryota, Metazoa, Chordata, Cladistia, Polypteriformes, Polypteridae. The record is from RefSeq and is a predicted model, not a curated record. The coding region runs from base 32 to 769 and encodes 245 amino acids.